AUGUCAGCCGAAACUGUCGCCGCCACCUUCUUGUCUAUGUGGAUAUCGCGUUUUGGCGUACCCUCCCAAAUCACAAGUGACCGGGGGCGGCAGUUCGAAAGCCAGUUCUUCACCGCUACCCUCCUCGGCACCACCAGGCUGCGCACAACGUCCUAUCAUCCUGCUUCUAAUGGCAUGGUGGAACGUUUACAUCGCCACCUCAAAGCCGCGCUCAUCGCCCACGAAGACAGAGAUCACUGGGUCUCCCAUCUCCCUCUCGUGCUCUUGGGUAUUCGUGCCGCCCUUAAGCCGAACCUCGGAUGCAGUUGCGCCGACCUCGUCUACGGCUGUUCACUCCGCCUCCCCGCAGAGUACUUUUGCCCGUCGAAACCCGACAUCUCACCUUCGGCCCUCCUUCAGCGCCUUCAUCGCUCUUUCAGCAUUGUGCGAGCAACCCCGUCGAGAGCUGCAUCCCACCAUAGCCCCAACAUCCCCCAAGACCUGCCUACGGCAACCCACGUGUUCCUGCGGACAGACCCUAUGCGCAAGUCCCUCUCUCCGCCUUACUCCGGACCGCAUCCUGUCCUCGCCAGGAACGACAAAAUAUACCGCAUUUUGGUAAACGGGAAAAAGGAUACCGUCUCAGUCGAUCGGCUGAAACCGGCGUAUCUCGAAAACCCCGGCAUUGUCGCCUCCUUUGCGCCCGGUUCCUCGUCGUCCGUCGCUCCCAACAGCCGCUCCUCUGCACCCGGCCACUCUAAGCAUGUCUCAUGGCCUCACAGCCUGGGCUGUCUCCAGCGGGAGGGCCCUGUAGCAGACGACACAGACGGCGUGCGCAGUGCGCAGGCACAUCGAGUUCUGCACGCCCCUCGUGUUACGCGCCAACCUUUGGCCAUUCUACUCGGCCACCCUGAUCCUGUUCAGUUGGCACUCAGCCGGCAAUAA
This is a messenger RNA of Ornithodoros turicata, 924 nucleotides long. RefSeq lists its product as uncharacterized. Gene Ontology annotation, biological process: DNA integration. The coding region runs from base 1 to 924 and encodes 307 amino acids. Lineage: Eukaryota; Metazoa; Arthropoda; Arachnida; Ixodida; Argasidae. The transcript has a single exon. Gene Ontology annotation, molecular function: nucleic acid binding. The record is from RefSeq and is a predicted model, not a curated record.